UCCUCGAUUGCACAUUUAAUGGGUCUUUCUAUAACUCAAAAACUGGCGUCGUUUCUUUUAAUUUCUUCUGUCUUGUGCAAAGAGCUCUCGCCUCUCUUUACCUCCCUCCCUUCUCUUUUCGAUAUAAAAUCGAUUCUCUGAAACUACGAAGCGACCCACAUACGUUUCAAAUGGCUGGAGCAACUCCGACCACUUACUCGCCGUCCCCUACAACCCGGAAAACCAAAUCUCUCAUCUUUCGAAACGACGACGUCGAUUGGGUCCGAACCGAUGGCCGUGAUUUCCACCAAUGCAGACCUGCCUUUUUCAAGAUUGGUGCUGUAAAUGCUGCUGCAGGAUCUGCAUAUGCAGAAUUUGGAAAUACCAAGGUCAUUGUUUCUGUAUUUGGGCCAAGAGAGAGUAAGAAGGCAAUGUUGUACAGUGAUAUAGGCCGGUUGAAUUGUAAUGUUAGCUAUACAACUUUUGCCACUCCAGUUCGUGGACAGGGGUCAGACCACAAAGAGUUUUCUUCAAUGCUUCAUAAAGCUUUGGAGGGUGCAAUAAUAUUGGAAACUUUCCCCAAGACUACAGUGGAUGUUUUUGCAUUGGUGUUGGAAUCUGGGGGCAGUGAUCUUCCCGUAGUAAUAUCAUGUGCUAGCCUUGCUUUAGCAGAUGCAGGGAUAAUGAUGUAUGACCUUGUUGCCUCAGUCUCUGUGUCUUGUCUCGGAAAGAACCUUGUUAUUGAUCCUGUUCUGGAGGAGGAAAGCUACCAAGAUGGAAGCUUAAUGCUUACUUGUAUGCCUUCACGCUAUGAGGUCACUCAGCUAACCAUAACAGGGGAAUGGUCAACCCCAAAACUUAACGAGGGAAUGCAGAUAUGCCUGGAUGCCUGUGCAAAGCUUGCAACAAUCAUGAGGGAAUGCUUGAAAGGACCUGAUUCGGCUUUGGAAGAAUAGAAUAAAUUGUUUGACUAAUACGAGAGAAAUUUGGGUCCGAAUUAGUUCACCUUUUUUGAUAUCUGAUAUAUAUAUAUAAAUAUAUAUAUAUAUAUAGAGGCCCGAUCAGGAGCGGACGUCCGCACUUUCGCUAAAGUGCGGACGUCGAUGCAGCAGCGGCUUCCAGGCGGCGGCGGAGGCACAUGGAUGGCCGGAGGGAGGCCGGAGGCGUCCCAGACCUCUUCUGGGCCGCGUUCAAGGUCGGAGGAGGUCGGGCUUGCCGGUUUCUGGGCAGCCACCUCACCUGCAGUUGCAGGUUUUGUGCAGCACCCCAGAACCAUCGCCGGCGACUCCACCGGACCGCAGACCCCUCCGCACGACCCUCAGUGUCCCUCCGGCAAGCCAAGCCGCGCCGUCGCCGCUCGAUUGAGGCCGGAGGAGCGACGUCCGCACUUUUUCUGAGUUGCGGACGUCCGCUCCCGAACGGCUUUCUAUAUAUAUAUAUAUAUAUAUAUUUGGUUUGAUGUAUUGU
This is a messenger RNA of Rosa chinensis, 1446 nucleotides long. Its product is annotated as exosome complex component RRP41-like. Lineage: Eukaryota; Viridiplantae; Streptophyta; Magnoliopsida; Rosales; Rosaceae. Bases 171 to 935 code for a protein of 254 amino acids. Gene Ontology annotation, biological process: rRNA catabolic process; poly(A)-dependent snoRNA 3'-end processing; U4 snRNA 3'-end processing. The transcript is spliced from 7 exons. The record is from RefSeq and is a predicted model, not a curated record. Gene Ontology annotation, cellular component: nuclear exosome (RNase complex); nucleolus; cytoplasmic exosome (RNase complex).